Molecule: messenger RNA, 404 nt
Organism: Dufourea novaeangliae
Lineage: Eukaryota; Metazoa; Arthropoda; Insecta; Hymenoptera; Halictidae
Gene: RpL23
Product: 60S ribosomal protein L23
Exons: 3
Coding region: 1-339 (112 amino acids)
Biological process (GO): translation
Cellular component (GO): cytosolic large ribosomal subunit; ribosome
Molecular function (GO): large ribosomal subunit rRNA binding; structural constituent of ribosome
Source: RefSeq, a predicted model, not a curated record
AUGUCGAAGAGAGGUGCAAAAAAUUUAUAUGUCAUCGCAGUUCAAGGAAUUAAAGGCAGAUUAAAUCGCCUUCCAGCUGCAGGAUCAGGUGAUAUGAUUGUUGCCACUGUUAAGAAGGGUAAACCAGAACUCAGAAAAAAGGUGAUGCCUGCAGUGGUAAUAAGGCAACGGAAACCAUUUAGGAGGAAGGAUGGUGUGUUCAUAUACUUUGAGGACAAUGCAGGUGUUAUAGUAAAUAAUAAGGGUGAAAUGAAAGGAUCAGCUAUUACAGGACCUGUCGCAAAAGAAUGUGCAGAUUUAUGGCCCAGAAUUGCAUCCAAUGCUAGCAGUAUCGCUUAAAACAUACUGUAUAAAUUUAUUGUCCUUAAUAAAAUAUAUUUGAGCAUUUGCUCACCACUUUCGUA